AUGGUGAUUUCGUUUUUUUUCAGGUUUGUUAGUGAAAGUGGUACCUCUGCGGAUAACCCAUUACUGGGCUACGCAAAGUGUGAAGCAGUUGGUGACCAGCCGUCGAAGACGAUUCUCGUUCUCUUUCCUGACACUGAUGAAAACAACGAGAAUAUUCCUCGAAUUAAGAUUUCGGUGCAACCUUCUACAAAAGUUGGGGACGUCAUCGGCUAUUGCCUUUAUCGUUUGUAUGCAGAUUUCGAUAAGACCGUAAGUGGGAGUGUGGACGAUUAUCAAUUGUUGAUGGCUGAUGAGAGUGGGGAAAUCGAGUCUGACCUCCCACCAUUAGACAGAGGCAGAUCUAUUGGCGAUCUCGGUUUCACUGUGCUUGCGCUCGUUUCGAAGCGCAGAAAAAUGGACAGUGAUAUGAAAUCUACCUACAGGAUUGUUGUGUAUCUCCCGACUGGGCAGAAUUUCAUUUUCGAACUUGAAAACCUUGACCGUUCUCUCGAAUGGUUGCGCGAUGAAGCUGUGAAGAGAAAACAAGGACAGGAUUCUAGUCCAAGGAUAGGCAUGAUGCCGGAGAUGGAGUAUGAGUUAGAAGACGUGAACGUUUUUGGGAAACCGGUGAAUCUUCAACAGUCGAUCGCAAACACCGGCUGUUACGAAUUCGUUCUAGUGAGAAAAUACAGUUCCCGCGGCGAAUUCCAUCCUCGAGGGACUAUGUUCCGCCAAAAAAGUACAGCUUUGUUAACACCAAUUUCUCGAACACCGUCCAGUCCAGUGUUUGAUUUCUCCAAUCCUCGCGUAAGUCCUGCCAAUACUCCUUGUACCCCAACUGGAGGCAUUUCUCCAUUUGUAUUUUCUGAUGACGACGAAGCGAUUAUGACAUUCCGGGUAAAUCGACUUCAUCGAGUGAAGCGCAAUUGGCCAGGAAUUAUGUCGAUCCGCUGGGAUUUAUUCGACAUCGCUCCACUGCAGAGUAAUCGAAAAUCAUUUCUUCCAAAUUCUUAUCAGAAGGUUAUAUCUGUGUUGUGGACUAAUCUAUGCGAGGUAAAAUGUGUGGAACGAGCACCGGGGGAGCUGACGCCGAUGUUGGAGAUCACCUGGUUGCCGGCGCUCGGAAAGGGAACUGCCCCAUCUGAAGAGGAGAUAACUCUUCGUUUCAUUGCUCAGAAUUACGAGAAUCGAACAUGGAAGGCAGUCACGGUGGAAUUCGAGUCCGUCGACAAAGCUCAGCAAGCCAGGGAACAUAUGGUGGACGUGGUGCGAGCUCUCAACUCACCUGCAUUCCAGGUAAAGACCAGAGAAGAAAAUGUAGGCUUCGAAAGGGGUUCCACGGAAUAA
Cooperia oncophora is the source of this 1326-nucleotide messenger RNA. The record is from the annotation of a GenBank genome assembly. Lineage: Eukaryota; Metazoa; Nematoda; Chromadorea; Rhabditida; Trichostrongylidae.